AGGCGGAAGGCGUGUGCAUCCGGCGGCGCUUAAUAUACGAUCGGCAGAUUCCCUUCGUACCUGAGAUGUUUAAUGAAGACCAUGCCGAUGCCGGGCAGGAAACGGACGGAUCCAUGUCCGUGCCGUCCGAAUCGGUGCGAGAGUUGGCGGUAGAAUUAUAUAAAAUGGUCACGGAAUACUACGCUGAAGACAGGGAGGUCAGCGCAACAUUGCCAUGGAGUCGAGCCGCGUUCACUCUCAUAGCCAUCAUCUUUGGUGCGGUCUUCGUCCCUCUCUUUAAAAUCACCGCUUCUAUCGUUCUGGCUGCUGCUUUCCGGGCUGCUACGUUUCUGAUAUUUAGUCCGGGCACCAUGGCGAAAAUCGUGGGCAGCGAAGGAUACAUCUACUACGCGCAGAUCCUCGUGAAGCACUACGUAGGAUUCGGUCCCUUUUUCGCUCUCUUCACGAAUCCCCUUGAGGCGGUUCCGAAGCUCCUGAAUCUCUGAUGAUAAGGAUGGAAGAUUUGAAGUGGAAGGAAAAGAGAGAGAGAGAGGAGGAAAGGAGGGAGGGGGAGAGAGAGGAAAGAAAAGGAAGAAGGGGGGUAAGGAUAAGGAAGAGGAUGAAGUGUAUAGGAUGUGAAGGAUGAGGAG
This is a messenger RNA of Penaeus chinensis, 629 nucleotides long. RefSeq lists its product as uncharacterized. The transcript is spliced from 5 exons. NCBI's taxonomy places the organism in Eukaryota, Metazoa, Arthropoda, Malacostraca, Decapoda, Penaeidae. The coding region runs from base 66 to 485 and encodes 139 amino acids. The record is from RefSeq and is a predicted model, not a curated record.